Molecule: messenger RNA, 3356 nt
Organism: Odocoileus virginianus texanus
Lineage: Eukaryota; Metazoa; Chordata; Mammalia; Artiodactyla; Cervidae
Source: RefSeq, a predicted model, not a curated record
ACAGCACUUCCCUCCUUCUAUCAAGAAAUUGAACUUCACCAACAUAUCAGGACUCCCCAAAACCAUCUGGAUUUGCCCUUAGUGGUGUUGUAAAGCUUAUGAGGAAAUAAGGACAACUUUUAACAUAAAUCACCCCAGAAACAAUUUCAUUCAAAGGGUGUCAUUUCCUUAAGAGGAAAAAACUCUAGGAAGCUAAAGAGAAGACAGAAAAGAAUCUCAAUUGGUGACACUUUUUUUCCAACCUCAUUUACACCUCAAUUUUGAGACACCUAUAAUAUUUAGGAAUUAACAGAAAGGUUACAAGACAGAUGUUUGACACUUCUUAAGUUAUUUGUUUAGAAGUAUUUGUUGUCCAUGGAAUCCAGCUAAAAGACUGUAUCAGUUACCGAAACAUCUCUGCAAGCCAACUGCUUUCAGAAAGACCUCUAUGACUAGCACAAGAUGGUGCCCCUAGCAUAUUAUGAUCAACACUUCGUGCCCUUAGAACACUCUUACCAACUGGCCGCAACCAGCUCAUUAGCACGUCAAUACACAGAUGAAAAAUUAAAUCAACCCAAUAACCAAUCUGUGGUCAGAGUACAAUCCCAUAGUAAUAACCUUGUAGUGCCUCCACCAAACUCUAGCCAGAAGGUACAGAGAUGCUCAGAAUUGCCCUCUGUCACGUCUCAGGACACAAUUUCAGGGGACUGCUAUAACGGGGUUCUAAAAUCACCAUUAUCUCACUCCAAACAUCAGGCCACACCUUCACUACACCUCCAGCGGAGAACUCCCUUGUGGCCUAAUAAUAAGAAAGCCCUGAGCUCGCCUUUGUCCCACCCUAAACCUCAGAACACAUCUUCAUUUGACCUCAUUAAGACAUUGUCACCAGAGCCCAGUCAAACAGACUGGAGCUCACAGUUAUCCUUUCCUAAACCUCAGAAUACGUCUUCCCUAGAUCUUUUCUGGACAUCACCUCCACUGAAGUCUAUUCGAAGAGUGUCAAGUUCAUCACUAUAUGUCAAUCAUCAAGAAACCCCUUCCCAAGACUACCUAUGGACAUCAUCAUCUUUGGAACCUAAUCAAAGAGCCUUUAGUUCAGCAUUACCCCAGUCCAAGCCUCAGAAACCCUCUUCAUUGGACAGCCUGUGGUCGUCUUUGUUAGAGCGCAAUCAAAGAUGCUUGAGCUCACCAUCUCUCAACUCUACAUCUCAAAUAAAUUACUUGUUUCAGACAUCACCUGAAGCCCAGCAUUUGGAGCCCAGUCAAAUGACUCUGAGCUCAUCAUUACCUGACCCCAGACUUCAGACACCACCUGUAUUGAGGUCCAAUUCCAGUGUUCUGAGAUUACCAUUGUCCAAUUCAAAACCAAGAAAGUCACCUUUACCACACUCUGUCCAGCAGUCAAAGAGUUUGCCGUUGCCCAAAACACUUGAUCAUGACUUCAGGACCCCGAGCUCAGCAAUGUGUCACUCCAGAUUGCAGGACACCACUUCACCAAGUGACAAACACAAAGCCACAGAUCUUUCCUCAGCUCAUCCCAAACCAAAUGUCUCAGGUCAAUCAUUAUUCAGCUCCAGGCACUCCAUGAGGAGCAUAGCUGCUUUAACACUGGGCUCCAGACUCCAGCGAAAAAGCAGUUUUGAUCAUUGUGAAGAGACAGGACCCGGUAAAGAAAUUCCAUGGACUUUAGAUUACACUCAACCCUGCAUUGUUAAAGGUGGAACUGUCCCCAGUGAUGUGGUAAAUAAAAUCGUCAAUUCUCUCUCCAAGACCAGAAUCCAGAGGGAUCUCUGUAGGCAGAUUCUCUUUCGAAGGAUGAGGGGAAGACCAAACCCUCGUCCUGGCCCCCGCCUUUCAUCAAGUUAUAUGGUUUGCUUGGCCUGUGCUUCCUGCAUCAGAUCUCAUUGCAGCCAUCUUACAGGAAGGAAAGACCCCCACGCCGCCACACUCUUUGUCAUCCCAACUCCUGAACUCACUCCUGAGAAGGAGAUAACGGUGAAACUAGUGUUUAUCCUUUCCCUACCAGAGACUACUUUUUUACUCCCUGUGAAAGAAAACCAGCCCGAUGAAGCCCAUGAAGACAGUCUUGAAGGAAUGGAGAAGAUGUCAAACAUUUUCCCUACCUCGGAAACUGAUACCACUCAGGGAGCUAGUGAGAAGAAGACCUGGCUGACAGAAGCCCCCGAAAACCGAGCUGUAAGCCACCGGCCCCAGGCUGUAGACUGGCUGCUCUAUGUGAAGAGAAACAGUAGCCCGCAGUUCCAGCCCGUGCUCCCGUCCUCUGCCUCCUCCACGUCUUUGUCCUCCUCAUCCUCUUCAUCUUCCUCCUCCUUUUCCUCUUCCACCAUAGCCCCCUUACCCCCUCCUCCUCCUCCAAAAGGGUCUGCCGUCUCAGACUGUGUGGUCACGAAGUUACUUAGUUACCACCGGUUGCCUCCAGGGGUCUCCUGGCUUGAGUUUAUAUGUAGUAAAAAUCACCAGCCACUUCCUGGAAAACCGCGUCCAAGUCAAUCACCAUCUCCCAAAGCAAGGCCUAUGAGGAAUAGCACCACAGUUAAAAGGAGAAAGGGGCCCAAGACAGUGUUCAGAAUUUUCCAGACAAAGUUUCAAAAUGAGAGAAAUCUUGAUUAAAUUAACUUUUUGUUUCUUUGAAGGCAGUUGACCUCUUAGUUCUUUGACAUUAGUUUGAUUUCCUAUCAUGCUUAUUAAAAUUCUUAGUAUUAACUAAGUGUGCCUCUAUAUUUCAGCUGAUGAAGCAAUUAGUUAAGGGGAACUAUUACUUUUAAGUUUAUUUUUGAAGAGCCUUAAAUAAUAGACUUAUUAAUAGUCUUAAAUAAUAGACUAAUAAUAGUCUUAAAUAAUAGACUGUGAGCUUCUAGAAGCCCAAAAUGGAAUCCUAUGUUUUUAACCACGUGCCUGGCUUACAGUAGCCACUAGAAAAUAAUUGUUAAAUGAAUUAAUAAUAAUUGACCACAGACCAUAAAUAUCUCAUUUGUCUUGCCUUGAACAGUAUCCAACUCACUGUUAUCCUCCUUCCUCAUAAGGCAUAAUAGUGACAAUAUCCUUAAAACAAUUUAUGCUAAUCUGGUUCCCUAUCUCUAAAGAAAAUUCAGAUCAUGUUUAACAGUUAAUACAUAUAGGAAGGAAUCUUUUCAGUCAUGUGUUCCUAGAGAAAGUUCUUCUAUGGUAAGAUCCCACACUCUUAAAUGCAACAAUUUAUUCAACCUCAGCAAAUCUCAGAAAAGAAUAACCAACUGGUACAGAUAACCCUACCUCAUGCUAACUGUACCAAUAUUUCAAUUAUAGGCUGUAAAGUCACCUGCUCAUCACUUCUACUUAUACAACAUAAAUGAGUUAAUAAAAAUGUUUAAAAAUUG